GAGUGCAAGAAAGUGGCAGAAAAGUCUGCAAAUUUGCCCAAAACUUUGCAGACACGCAGAGGAUUGCUUAAAGAAGAUCUGAUGUGUCCAUUGGAUUCACCACAUACAAGGUGAGCAUUAACUUCAGUAUCCCACUAACUAACAAGAGUGGUCAUUUUUGGUGUAUGGAAAAAUUGAUGAUGAGUUCAGAGGAAAGUCAUGUUAGAAGAAAAGGUUCAAGGAAAAGAAGGGAUGAUUCUGAUGCAUCGUCAUCACCACCACCGCUACCACUACCACCAUGUGUGACGGUGACAGUGACAGAGAAAGAGAGCAUGGUGAAAGGUAAGAACUCCGACAAUGAAAUUCAUGUGUUAAUGUCUUCGGAUGCAGAAUAUUGUUACUACAUGUUGGAGGCCAUGCCUCAGCCAGGACCUACAUGGUCCACAGCAGGUCCUUGUGUGUUGCCCGAGCCAACACCAGCGUUUGAAGCCACCCGAGAUUCUUCAUGCACUUGCUGGCUCAGAUGUCUCCAAGGCUUUCAUGAAAAUUUCACCAUAGAGAAAUUGGAGGAAAAUGUUGUCAUGGAAUCACCUCUUCUGGAUGCAAUAGAUGAUUGGUUGGUCAUUCCAACAAUGGACCAGGAUGUUGGAGACUGCCUCAUGCCAUAGGAAUUUCCUGUUUUUCUUUCAAUGUGUUUUUUGGAGUAGGAAAAUGUUGUGUAAAUUCUAUACUCCUUUUCUUUUCAUGGGAUUCAAACAUAUAUUUCUUCAUUUCACUCUAUCAAUUUCAUUUUCCAACCCUUCAAUUUC
Molecule: messenger RNA, 788 nt
Organism: Vigna radiata var. radiata (mung bean)
Lineage: Eukaryota; Viridiplantae; Streptophyta; Magnoliopsida; Fabales; Fabaceae
Exons: 2
Coding region: 165-647 (160 amino acids)
Source: RefSeq, a predicted model, not a curated record